AUGCCACCCGAAGAAAGCAAGAGGGCUGGGAUACUGCCAGGUUGCGCAAGCCUAGACAGAAGAAGUCGAGAGGCGGAGGUCGGAUUCGAACCACGGACCCUCCGGUCAGUAGAUUCGCGCUCUAACCACUUGGGCCAUCUCGCCCCCAUAAGGCCUAGUCUCUUCGUGACGACUUUAGUUGACCGUUUAUUUUUUGCUCUCCACGAGUUGCUGUCUAUCUGUCUGUCAGAUCUUGAUUUGUUUCGACAAAUUCAUAAUAAUUUUCGAUCAAAUGAUAAUAGGUCAUUUUCACCAAACAAAGCCGAUCGCUGUUCUAGUUUGAAUCCGAGUAUAUUCACAGCGGUUGCUUGGAUAUACGUUGCAACUAACCCACCGCUACGUACCACUACGCUCCCCAGUAACGCACUGACGAUGUCAUCUCGACUGGCGAUGAAACGUUUGCAAUCAAAUUGCCCAGCUCAGCGAACAAACCAACGGCCAUCUACGCUACCUGAGCUACCAAAAUUUUCCUCUAUAGAGGACCUACUAGCUUCCAGCGCUUGUCUACAACGUACGUCUCAAUUCCUCCCACUUCAGCGUAUCGCGCGCGAUAUUUCGGUAUCCGUAGCAUCAUUUGCAAGUUCCGAGCAACUGUUUGAUCAUAUUCGUUUUUCUGUGGAACGUUCAGCUGUAACACCCCUUCGGUGUCAAGCUGCCACGUCACCCAAAGGAAGCACGAGGGCCGAAACACUACCAGGUUGCCCAAGCUUAGACAUAAUCAGUCGAGGUGCCUGGGUUGAAUACGAAUCACGGGCCUUCUGGUCAGCAGGAAUCCACGCGGAUCCCACUAUACCGCACGUCUUCAGGCGCUGCUACGGCCGAGAAGCCUGGCCCGCUCGAGGUUGGCCCAAAAUUCGGGACGCUUGCCGGUCCGGCAUCAAGAGGAGAUCUGAUUGGUCAACAAUCUGGACCCAACAGCCAAUCAUGACCCAGUAUUGGCCAAAUGCCGGUUGCCAAUGGAGCUCCAGAACGCGUCAGAAAUUCCAGAAAGUUAUAGCCGCUUACGCUAUAUAUACGAAGCGCUGUACAACUGUUCCUGAUUUCGUUUUGGGCAUCCGGCCGACAGAUGCGCCGAUCCUGCCCACAGGACCGAGUGAUAUGAGUCUAGAAAUGCUUCUGGACACUUUGAUCUCGGCACCAUCCCAGGAAGUCAAUCAGUUGCUUCGUCAGAGGCCCAGCCCAAGCACGAAUUACAACCGCGACGCUGGACAGACAGGAUCCGCAAGCCAAUGA
Messenger RNA from Opisthorchis viverrini, 1272 nucleotides. RefSeq lists its product as hypothetical. The record is from RefSeq and is a predicted model, not a curated record. Bases 1 to 1272 code for a protein of 423 amino acids. NCBI's taxonomy places the organism in Eukaryota, Metazoa, Platyhelminthes, Trematoda, Opisthorchiida, Opisthorchiidae. The transcript is spliced from 7 exons.